GUUGCAGCGUUGUUUUCGCAUAUAAUGAAAAUUUUAUUAAAAUCCCAAUGGAUUUAUUAUUAUUUUCAUAAAUGAAACUAGUAUAAGUUUUGGCAAUGGCUGUUUGUGGACUUCGGACAUUGUUAUUAAUUGUUUGCAUAUUAGAAUUGAUAGUAACAAUACAAAGACAAGUGUUUGAUUUCCUAGGAUACAUGUGGUUACCAAUAAUUGCAAAUUUUAUAAACAUUAUUUUAAUAAUAUUUGGAUCAUUUGGCGCUGUACAGUAUAUUACAAAGUAUCUUCUUGCAUAUGCAAUAUGGAGUUUCAUGUGGUUAACGUGGAAUAUAUUUUUAAUUUGUUAUUAUUUGAAUCUCGGAAUUCUCAAUAGGGAAAGUGGAUUGUUAUCCUUAGGGACUGGAAGUGUUAGCUGGUGGGAAGGGAACGGCUGGGGAUGUCAACCAGUCUGGGGUGAAGCCGAUGGGCCCGGUACGUGGAGGCCAGCAAGAGUUGAAGGAUGCUUUUUCCAAUGGCAUUAUGUAGAGAUGGCACAGUCUGCAGUGGCAGCAACACUCACUGCUACAGCAUUGCCACUCACUAUUUUAUUAACAUAUAGAUCUUUUAAGAAACAUAACACAGUUGUAGAUAAAGGAACAUUAUCUCGCCGCCCAGUUUAUACCAUAGAAUUAAGUCCCACCGAAACAAAUGUAAGUGAAAGCUCUCUUAAACCGAUGACACCUCGCCGAGUUAAACGUCGCUCAGGUUCUAGGGGAGCCGGCUCAUCCGUACGAAGAUCACGUAGAUCAUAUCGAAAUGCCGGUUACUUAUCCUCCAAUGCGUCUCUGCCACACGAAUCUCGACCGUCGCGACCCACCUCUGCACAUUCGUCAUACUCCAACUUCCACGGCACUAGACCCUCCUCGUACCACCCCGUGCUAGAUCGGGAAUCGAUCACGCGCUCCCAGGAAGUCUAUGACCCACCGCCGCCGAUGGAAUCUAUCCCAACGAUCAGUACCAGGAGCGAUACAAUUAGACGAUGCAAAAAUACGGGUAGAGAUGUCGUUGGGCCGUACAACGAACCGAACGGCAGCACCGGGCGCGUGUACGAAGGCGUGGUGAGCUACGAGGGCGCGGCGGCCUGCGAGUCCCCGUCGUACGAGGCCGGCGGGUACGCGUACGGCGGCGCGUGGGAGCCGCCCCCGCAGGCGCCCGGCCCGCCCGCCUACCAGUCCGUGUACCAGCCCGCCGACGACCCCUACUACUUGCGGCUCAAUGUUAACAACAAGUCUUCGUAGCAUGUUUUUCUUUUAUAUUGUUAAGUUUAAUGCGUAUGUGACUUAAGUAGCUAUUAUUUUUAUAUUUACCUAUUUUAAUGUUAGUUUUACUUUAGAAUCUCUUUAAAGUCGUUGCCGUUGUUGUAUGAGAUACAUUCCUUGAUGACUAUUUAGUAUAAGCUUUAAUAUAUUAGUGACAUAUAGUUAUAAAUUAAAACAGGAAGUUGUAAGAAUAAUUUUGGUUGAAGUCAAAAAGGUAGAAGUAUCUAUUUUUUUCAAAUUACAAAUCUAUGUAAUUAGAUCUGUUUUCUUGUUAUGUAAUAAUUACAUGCAUUGUUAUUGUAUUAUUGUAAGACAUUGUGUUAAGAGUGGACUAUACACUGAGUGACAAUAUUACAAGAAGCACGCACACAAUUGUAUAAGACAUAAUUUUAACCAGUAACUGGAACAUCAAUUUGUCACGAAUUUUUCUUUACUUUCUAGUUAACUUGCCAUAUCACUUCAUACUUACUUUAAUAUUUAAUUAUUUUACUGGAGACUUUUUUAUAUGAUUUCCAUUUCUUAAUUUUCAUAUUUAAUAGAAUAUGUUUAAUAUGCAUUGAACCAGUUUUAUAUGAUUUCAUUAUUUCAUCAAUUCAUAAAAAUUGUUAAAAAAGUCAUUGAAAAAUGAAGCCGUCCAUUAGUAUAUCAAUUUUAAAUAAGUCUGAGAUUGUAAGAUAUAUACAAGCAAUUUUUGUCUCUAAGAAAUUUAUACACACACAUGCACAAAUAAUUAUACAAACUUUUACACAUUUUUAGUCAGACACAUAAGUUUUACAUUCCUAAAUCACAUUUGGACCAUAAUUUAUAAGUAAAAUACAAAACGAGCUUUAUUAGAGUAAGGGUAAUUAUAUUGUUUUUAAAAA
Molecule: messenger RNA, 2155 nt
Organism: Vanessa atalanta (red admiral)
Lineage: Eukaryota; Metazoa; Arthropoda; Insecta; Lepidoptera; Nymphalidae
Gene: NKAIN
Product: sodium/potassium-transporting ATPase subunit beta-1-interacting protein 4
Exons: 5
Coding region: 96-1271 (391 amino acids)
Biological process (GO): regulation of sodium ion transport
Source: RefSeq, a predicted model, not a curated record